AUGCCAGCGCCUGCAGUGAGCACGAACGGUAAGACAAUUGAUGUCAGCGCCUUCUCCGACGCCUUCUCCAAGUCCUUUCGCAUCAAGUGCAAGGUGAAGUUUGAUGCCAUGAAUGCCAACUAUCCGAACAUCUUCCAUGGACUGAGUGCUUCAGAUGAUGUCGUAUUCACCAGCCACGGCCUGGGUCCUGUCUACGGCGGCAAGAGAGGCAAAGCGUGUUUCUACUCGCAGACGAAGUCUGGUAUGGGACCUCAUGGUAGGGGCUUGGAUGCUCCCGGAGGUUGGAUCGGGACCAGCAAGCGCAUGGAUGAUGGCAACUGGCACGUCUUUGAGCUCGUGAAGACGGGGACGAACGCGCAGAUCAUCCUCGACGGUGAAAAAGUCGAAGCAGGACUUCCGAGUGGCAAGACGGCAGAAGACUUCAUCCUCAGGCCCAUCAAGUCAAUCCAGGUGGGAAGUGCCAAAAGCUCCGGCUUCAAUGGUGACAUUGGCGACGUGGAGAUUCACGCGGGCUAUGCCAACAAGCUGAUCUAUUCGGACAUCACCUGCAAGGGCGACGGUCUACCGGGCAAAGCGACUUGCGACGAGCAAGAUGUCACGGCCUGCGACGGGAAGUACACCAAGGAUCUCGUCGUCCAGGCUGGCGCGCCCGACACUCUUCUGGACGACUUCGCAGUACAUUCGGCUUUGGCAGCGGCAGCACUACUAGGACCGGGACUAUUCGUGUGGCUGAUGGACCGAUUGGCCAGAGGCUUGAGCACUUUCUUCUAUCCGGACCAGAAGCUCUUGAAUGAUUUCUUGGACUUGGGCUACGCCUACCUGCCUCUCACAUGGCUCGCAUCUUUGGCUCACUACCUGAAGCUUGGUCUGGUGGAUGCCGGGCAGGUUCUCCCGACCGCCGCGCGCACCGCGAGCUUCUUCGUGGCGGGCCUGGCAGAGCUCCUUGGAACCCUUAUCUUACCUUUGGUUAGUAAGGAAUGGAAGAAUGGUAGUAAUAGUAGUUAUAAUUGUAACCAAAUUACCCAAAUUGUACCCCAUUCCUCCAUUCCCUACUAA
Molecule: messenger RNA, 1056 nt
Organism: Symbiodinium sp. CCMP2592
Lineage: Eukaryota; Dinophyceae; Suessiales; Symbiodiniaceae
Source: the annotation of a GenBank genome assembly